Messenger RNA from Eruca vesicaria subsp. sativa (arugula), 861 nucleotides. NCBI's taxonomy places the organism in Eukaryota, Viridiplantae, Streptophyta, Magnoliopsida, Brassicales, Brassicaceae. The record is from the annotation of a GenBank genome assembly.
AUGGCUCCUUCCACUGCAACCUCAAACCAAAACCGUCGUCGCCCUCGCUCUCCUGAAUCGGACCCUCCAAAUUUGCGACACAGGAGAGCUCAAAUGCCCAACACCUCGGGGCCUUCUUCUAUGUCUCCAGCUUAUGUUCCUGGAGCUGUACCUCCUGGAGUUGUACCUCCUGGAGCCAGCCCUCAAGCAGCAGCGAACUCUUCAACUGCAGGGUCUGCGGCUCCUGCCCCCUAUGUCAGGAGAAGAGAAGAUGCUAUCCUACGUGCUCCAUCCAGACGUAACCAGCAACACCUCCAUCCUGAGUUGCUCAAUGGAGCAAUAUGUCAAAAUGACUCUACUGCUGAUACUCCAACUUCAAGGCGCCUUCUGCUCAACCAAGAAUACAUCAAGAGAGGACUAACCCACAAAGGCACCAUCUAUGGCCUUGGCAGUGUUCAGUACAAGAACGACACUCCUUCUGUUCCAGUUCAGGUCACACUGCAGCGCAACCUGGACGUGGAGAUGCGCCUAUGUAGUGUGGAGACAACUGUUGCUGAAUUCAAGGCUGAAAUCUGUGGUAUGAAGACUGAGUUCAAGGAGGAGAUGUCGGCAGCAAGAGCAAGUAUGGACAUGAUUCUGCAAGUUCUCCUAUCUCAAGGUCUCCAGCCUCGAGUUUUCGUUCCUACUGCCUCAACUACACAACCAAGUCAACCUCAAGCUCAGCCUCAGCCUCAAGCUUCCAUUCCUACUGCCACAACUGCACAACCAAGUCAGCCUCAGCCUCAGCCUCAAGCUCAAGGUCAGUCUCAUCCUCAGGCACAUCUCACCACUGAUAACCAAUCAGACUUAGAUAGGUGGUGCCAAAGAGAACUUGGUGUGUAA